UGGAGCUGCACCCCCGACCAUCAUGCUGGGUUUGGGUUUGGACCUCGGUGGACCAUGGCACCAGAGAUCCACUCAGGCGUUCCUGCUCACCAGCUCUGUGAACACACCACUCACAGGAGCAAGAGGAGGAGGAGGAGGAGGCUGGGGGAGCAGGAACCCUCUGAGGCUGCCGGCGCUGGCUGCUACAACCAAAGGAUCCCACGGGAGGAGCAGCAUGGCUCGACUCAGCAUCAGUGAGCCAUCCCUCCUCACAGCAAAUGAAAACAUCCUGUUUGAAGGAUUCUCCAGCAAUCGUCACCCCAAAGUCUUACAAAAGCGACCUCCACCUCUUGCUCCAUUUUCAAAGUCCUCUAUCCUGCUUCCCUGCAAGACCUGCCUCCCACUGAGGACCACCGAGCCCCAUCAGCCGCAGAACCAUCACUGCAACAAACCGGCCUAUCUUCACUUCUCCAAAGCCAUUCAGCCCAGCUCCAAACCGAGACCAGCGAGGCGUCCCUCACACAGGUCGGCCCCAAGCACAGAGACAGUACAGGGUGACCUCAGAGCUUCAGUGAUGCCUCACAACCCUCUCUCUCAGGGAGAGCCUUUGUCGGUUGUUGGGAAGCCUUGUCUGCUGAGUUGCAGUGAACGCUCCACGCAGAGGACUGUCACAGGUCCGGCACGCACUCAGCUUCAUGUGUUUCUGCCAACAGAGGCUGAAGGAGAAGAGGUGGACAGUGAAUCUGUGGAUGAGGGCUUCAUGGAUGAGUUGGACAGUAAAAUAACUUCCCAGAAGCUCCAGCAGGGGGCGCCAAAGAGAGUUUCCCUUUGAAACAUUUUUGCUACUUUACAGUAGAGAGACAGCUGUGUUCAUGAGCAGCUUGUGAAAUUUGAGGCUUGUAUUUUUCUGAUUCAAGCUGGGUUCCUUCUUUGAAACUGUGAAAACCUUAUUGACGCAACAGACAGGACUGUUUUAGACAAUAGGGUUCCUCUAACUUUGUGGCAGAAUAUUGGGGAAGUUACCUCUGACCUUGACAUGACAGUGCUCUUGGUCCAUACAUACAUAAAGACAUAGGAGUGUCAUGUCUGUAUAAAACUGCCAUUGUUUGAAUACUGGGAACUGACUUUCAGCUGUGAACACAAAUAAAGCAACAUAUGUAAUGCUGCUUAAUGAAACUA
Molecule: messenger RNA, 1158 nt
Organism: Notolabrus celidotus (New Zealand spotty)
Lineage: Eukaryota; Metazoa; Chordata; Actinopteri; Labriformes; Labridae
Exons: 2
Coding region: 23-811 (262 amino acids)
Source: RefSeq, a predicted model, not a curated record